This is a messenger RNA of Mugil cephalus (flathead mullet), 2833 nucleotides long. RefSeq lists its product as uncharacterized. The transcript is spliced from 6 exons. Bases 242 to 964 code for a protein of 240 amino acids. The record is from RefSeq and is a predicted model, not a curated record. Gene Ontology annotation, biological process: response to bacterium. Lineage: Eukaryota; Metazoa; Chordata; Actinopteri; Mugiliformes; Mugilidae.
AGGUUUGGACUUUGUUUUGCAAAAACUAACCAAUCAGGAAGGGGGCCACAUUUUUUCACACCACUGUAGUGGGCUUAAAAAAAUGAAAACAAGAGACUGUUUUUCUUAAGGUUUAACAUUUCCUGCUCGAAGGUCAUUUAUUCAGAAACGCAUAUAACACCCCGCCUCUUUCCUACCAAGCCCCCUGUACAAGACCUGAGAAACGAAGUGUCAUCACAUUGAGACUAUCAAAGACGACACGAUGAGGAGCUUCACAGCACUGACAGCGUUACUUCUCUGCAGCCUCAGCUGGAUCUCUGUCUCAGCUUCUGAGUCUGGGAUUGUGAACGUCCAGCCCGGUGAAGAAGUCACACUCAUGUGCUCCAACAACUCUGUAGGUCCAACUUACACAUUCUGGUCCAAACUGAUCAACACAACCAAGGUCAGAUGCAUCUCUUCUAUGUACGGGUUUAGUGGAGAUCCUAAAUACUGCACAGGAUUUGAAAAUGGAAAAUUUCACAUGAGUUCCAACAUUUCUGAUGUCUUCCUCAAAAUCAAACAAGUGGAUUCAUCUGACUCUGGACUUUACUUUUGUGGAUAUUACGAGAAAGGACAUACAAUCAUGGAUGUGAAACAUGUAAAUGUUCAAGGCGAUGGGGAAUCCCGUGAUGGUAAUGAGGAUUUUGCCAAGAGUGGAGGCGACAAAACCCCACCCAGCGAUUAUGAUGAAGUCCAGUAUAAAGAGCCCAAUGACGUAACAGAGCUUACGAGUAUGAUCCUGGCCGCGCUGGCUUUUAUUCUCAUAAUAAUCAUCAUUGGUCUCCUCGUCAAAGUCAGAAAACUUCAAAAAGCUGUUGAUGAAAACCCCAAUCCUGAAGAGAUCCACUACGCAGCGCUCAAUUUCAAUAAAAAAUCAAGAACAACCCAUAGGUGUCCGCCGGAGAGGCAGCUGGAGCCAAACGUGGUGUACGCCGCCACCAGAUAAACUCAACUUAAAGUCAGACGUGAAAUGCAGACAUGCUGUUUUUGUUCAAUCUGUUCUUAUUUUAUCUGUGGACACAACACCGUGAUUAUUAAAGUGGGUGAGAACAUGAUAGGUUAGAUGUAUAAGGCGGUUAGAUGUAGACACCGUGUACAGAUUUCAACAGGAAGCAGAGUUGAUGUAUAUGUGUAAGGGUAAUAAUGGGCUUGUGAAAAUACUCGUUUUCCACUGUGGUGACAAACACUGCGGUAAGUGAAGUUCCAACCACAGGAAGAAAGCCCUGUAGCUCACUGCUGCACGACCGCGAACAACAGAGAUUUGCUGAUUUCAUCAAAAACAGCCGUAAAUGAAAGUUUUGCCUAUUUUUACCUCCUCCCCCCUAAACCAGAUCCACUUGAUCUUUUACUGACGUCUGAUGGAACCACGACUGAGCGCGUACAAAACCACAACUGUGUGCAAAGGCUACUUUGAUGUCUCACCACAGCUGUAGAUGAAGAAGUACGCAUGUAGUACGUUCAUGUGUCUGGGUUUUACAGGUUAUUUCAAUUACGUACACCGAUCAGGUGUAACAUUGUCACCACCUUCCUAACAUUGUGUAGUGUGGACAUGGGCCUUCUGAGGGUGUCAUGUGGUGUCUGGUAACAGGAUGUUGUUAGUGGGGGGGUCAUAUAAGUUGAUGGGAGGGGCCUCUGUGGAUCAACCCAUAGAUACUUAGUGGGUUCCAGUGAUUUUGUUGUUUUUCAUGUUUUUGUUUUUUUUUUAGUUGAUCCUAAAGCGUUUUUGUGUCUGGCAGGCAUCAAGGAGCGUCAUUGCUAUGAGGUGGGGGUGUCUGGUCUGGUCUGGUCUAGAUAACAUCCAUACGAAUUAAUGCCAGGUCGAAAUGUUUCAUUGUAUUGUCACAACAUGGUCAACAUGCUAUUUACUUCUCCUGUCAGUGGUUAUAAUGUUAUGGCUGAUGUAUGCAAAGCUCUGUAAGCUUUAUGUUAUAGAUUUUGUCAAGUACUGAGUUAUCUGAUGUGAUACAGGUAAUAAGAACUUGGGGAAAAAAAGACACUGAUUGUUCUAAUGAGUAUUUCUAACCAAAAAAAAAAAAAAAAAAAAAAAGAUUUUCUAUAGUUUUUUUACUAUUUCUUAAUGGGAUUUACGGGUUAAUCGUUAAAAGAAAACCACCAGUGAUAAGCUACAUUAUGACCAUAGCUAGGUGUAAAACCACAGCCCUUUUACCAACCAAAGUGUGUUCUCUGUUGUGGAAUCCUCAACUGUGACAUUGAACAUGAAUCUUGUGGUGAAACAAAGGAGCGCAAACGUGAGAGAAAAAAACUUACUUUUAUCUUUGUAAAUUAAAUAAUUUGUCAUUUUGAAAUUUUUAUUGUACAGUUUAGUCAACAUUUGUUUCUGUAUUCUUUCCAUCUUGAGGCAAUGAUAGAUAAAAAUGUUAAUUUCACUGUUUUUUUUGUUUUCUCCAUGUUUUUAUACCAGGUUUAUUAAUAGCUUCCAUCUAUUUUCUUUUGUGAAGUCUUCUGUUUGUUAAACAUAUGUAUUGAUAUACCUACACCUCUUAGAGAGUGCUCUUCACAUGGCUAUAGAAAAGAUGCUGCCAUCAUCCACCUCUGUGGUUUUCUAUGGAUGUGUGGGACUAAUUUAGUCUGAAAGCUGAAAAAAACUUAACAACCCACCUUCUACAUAAUGAAAUCCCAAUGUCAUAUUACCAGACGUAUAAUCUGAUAAGAAAAUUAAUGCAAAAGUCAGAUUCAUUCAUUUUCCUGCAGGUUUGAACAAGUGAAAUUUAAGACUUUUAAGGCCAAAUUUAACCACUACACAAAAUAUAAGGAAAAUAAAUUCUUUUAAUAAACCUUGUUAUGUGUAACACUU